Harmonia axyridis is the source of this 3108-nucleotide messenger RNA. RefSeq names its product FHIP family protein GH13096. Bases 117 to 2453 code for a protein of 778 amino acids. NCBI's taxonomy places the organism in Eukaryota, Metazoa, Arthropoda, Insecta, Coleoptera, Coccinellidae. The transcript is spliced from 6 exons. The record is from RefSeq and is a predicted model, not a curated record.
UUGACAUUUAAAAUUGAAAAUGGAAUUAUGUGAUAUAAUAAUAAAUAGAAUAUUAUUGUUGAUAUCUGAUCAUCAUUUUUUCACAUGUAGAAUUUAAAGAUUUGGCUGUUGUAAAUAUGGAAUGGUUGCGAAAUCGACCUAUACUAAAUAAACAACCUCGUGCCUUGUUAUAUGUCGAGGAAGACUGUGAUCCUCAAGCAUGUUAUGAUAGCUUUAAGGAACAUUGGCAACAAGCCCUUAAAAUAAUUCAACGAGUACAACAACUGCCUAAGCAUGAUGAUGUAUUAGGAGUAAUGAAUCAUUUAGAACAAAUGGUAACUCUACUUCUUUACGAUAUAAAAAAGAUGAACAAACUGCAAACUCCAAUUUGUGAUAGUUCGAUGUGUUUAGAUCAUUUAUUAACAGAAAAUAUACUUGAUAAACUGAACAAAUGGGGAUCGAAAGCUGGGAAAUAUACCAAUGCAGUAAGAUGUGAACAAUUUAAGAUAUACGAGAUGUUACUAAGUCAGUCCCGUCAUGUUCUUCUAGUUCAUGAACCUUUCUUGAAACCGUUAUUAAGUUUGUUAAAAUCUUGCCAAACUGAGAUGUUUUCUAAGGAAAUGGAAAAGUUUUUAGUGGAUUUGUUGUAUCAACUGUGCACUCUCUUAAUGCAGAAUAAUGAGUUAAUCGAUUUGUUUUUCUUCAACGAACAAGGCAAGAACAAGUUCAUAAUUUUCAUCCUACUGGUAACAUUUGUGCACAGAGAUGAUUCAAUUGGUAUGCGAGCUAGAGAUGCGCUCCUCCUUUGCAUGUCAAUGUCAAAGAAAAACGACAGUGUUGCCACUUUCAUAACGGAAACUUCAAAUAUCUCCGUGCUUGUAGCGUCAGGUUUGAGCGGACUUUAUUCAGUUCUACCAAAUUAUCUCGUCGACAUUGCGAUUCCUGAUUGGUAUAGAUUUACACCGGAUGACGUGAAUGAUAUUAAAGGAUUGUCUACAUUUAUUACAUCAUUGGAGUUCAGCAAUGCGGUAGCACAAGUCGCGAAAGCAUCUAUUUGUAAACAAUUGCAAGAAUUUAUUUAUAGAGGAUUUUUGAUACCUGUUUUAGGACCUGCCUUAUUGCAGAAUAAUGUAGAAGAACAAGUGGCUUCGAUGGCUUAUACAGAGCUUAUAUUGAGGACUGUAACUGAACCAGGGCUACUUUAUUCGUUACUGGAAUUUUUAUUGAAGACAGAGUAUGACGGAAGAAGAUUAGUCACUAUUUUGAUACAGAGACUUGGCACCGAUAAUCAUCAACUUUCUCUAGUGACUCUGUCUUUAUUUGAAACGAUGAUCGAUAUGAAUUCUGAGGAUUUGAUGCUCGAAUUUGUUUUUCAGUACCUUCACCCGUGUUUGCACAUUAUGUUCUCCCAUAGGAUAAAUUUGUUGAUGUUGGACCCCUAUUGCAAUAGUUUUGAAAAAUUGUUGAUUUUAGCACCGAGUUGCUGCGAUUUUGAAAACAAUUUACAGUUGUUGCCUGGUGACGGAAGUUCACAUAACAAUGAUGCUCAAAAGAGUUUAUGUGGAAGGUACGACAGUUAUUUAUAUGAUGCUAGAAAUAGGAUAGCAAGUUGUAUGCAAGCAUGUGGUAGUUGGAGUAAUUCAUACAGCGGCAAACACGUAUUCAUUGACAGGUUGGAAAAUGCAGAAAGUUCAAAUUCAUCCCUGCAAAGCAUUGGGUAUAAAAGUGCCGAGAUGUCGAAAUCUGAAGAAAAUUCUUUGGACAAUUGUUGGAAAUUCUCAUCGAACAAAACAGCUGAAAAUUUGGAAAUGAAACCUGUACCAAUUCGAAAUGGAAGUAACGAGGAUAAAGCUGGACCAUUUUUAACGUUGUUGUUACAAAAACUAAAUAACUAUUUAUCGAACUCGUUUUACGUUAAUCUACAUUUAACAGGUUUGAUAUCUAGGUUAGCAAUAUUUCCACAGGCCUUGUUGAGAACGUACCUACUUGACCACAGUUUAGUACUUCAACCUGAUGUGCCAUCACUAUUUCAAAUUAUUGGUUCGUUGAAACAAAAAAUCGACGAAUACAUGUCGAAAAGGACAGACAGGGUGGACUUGAUGAAAUACGCAAAAAAAUUCAUGAUAGCGAGAGAGACACGUUUAGUGAAUGCUCGAAGACACGUGAUACAACAAAGCAAUUCGGAAAGGAGUGAUUUCUUUCAAAGAAACAGCCCGAGAACGAGAAGUUUGAAUUUAUCAUCGAUUAGCGGGAUGUUUGUAAGGAGGUCCAGCAACGUGACAGAUCCAGGGUUACCAAUGUUAGCAACUACUGAUCAUUCAUUUCAGGUUAUUUACCCUAAAUUUAAUGAAAGUCAACAUGUUGCCUUAUGCGCUGUCUUAUUAGAAGAGUGGGUUAAGGAAUUAGCAGCGAUCGCUCAAGAACACACAAUUGCACAACUUGCCAGUAGUCGAAAACAAUAUUUUGAAUUUUAAACUUUUCAUAGUGUUUAGUGUGGUAAGCAUGUUUGGUUGAGCUAAAAAUGUGAUUUUAUUAUAGUUCUUUACAAAAAACAGUUUUAAUAGGUGAAUGUUGAAGGGAAAAAGUCUAUGAGCAUUAAAUCUGUUUAGUCUGCAAUAACACACCUUAUUUAUGAUUUAAAAUAUUAUAAACACUCCAUGUCAUGUACAAAAAUCUUUCAAUUGCAAAUCAUUAGGUGGAAAAUACGAACAAUUCUUUCUUUUAAGAUUCUUCACAAAGCUAUUAAUUCAAAACUGAAUUUUUUCAGUCCUCAAGGUUUAUAUGAAAGAAUGAUUUAUAUAAUAUGAUUUAUAUUUGCUUUAAAUUUACAUUUUAUCAAAAUGUUUUGGUUUAUCAUGGAAAUCUGGUCUCAAAUUGAAGGUAUAAAUGACAUGGAUAAAAUUUUCUACAGCAUUGAUAAUACUCCAGUCAGUUAAAUUAAAUAAUUUAUUUUGUUAUAUGAAAAUUGUUGAUCUGAAAUGUAUUCUGCAAUUUGAACCUAAUUAAAUAUUGUUAUUUUGUAUAUUAUUAACUUUACAAACCUCUAUGUUUUAUUAACAUAAAUUCUUUUGUAGAUAUUGUAGUUUCUUAUUCCUGAAUAUUUUAAAUAAAAUAUAUUUUUAUGUACUA